Molecule: messenger RNA, 2377 nt
Organism: Trichechus manatus latirostris (Florida manatee)
Lineage: Eukaryota; Metazoa; Chordata; Mammalia; Sirenia; Trichechidae
Gene: NEGR1
Product: neuronal growth regulator 1
Exons: 7
Coding region: 2-1066 (354 amino acids)
Source: RefSeq, a predicted model, not a curated record
GAUGGACAUGAUGCUGUUGGUGCAGGGUGCUUGUUGCUCGAACCAGUGGCUGGCGGCGGUGCUCCUCAGCCUGUGCUGCCUGCUACCCUCCUGCCUCCCGGCUGGACAGAGCGUGGACUUCCCUUGGGCAGCCGUGGACAACAUGAUGGUCAGAAAAGGGGACACGGCGGUGCUUAGGUGUUAUUUGGAAGAUGGAGCUUCAAAGGGUGCCUGGCUGAACCGAUCAAGUAUUAUUUUUGCGGGAGGUGAUAAGUGGUCAGUGGAUCCUCGAGUUUCAAUCUCAACAUUGAAUAAAAGGGACUACAGCCUCCAGAUACAGAAUGUAGAUGUGACAGACGAUGGCCCAUACACGUGCUCUGUUCAGACUCAACAUACACCGAGAACAAUGCAGGUGCAUUUAACUGUGCAAGUUCCUCCGAAGAUAUAUGACAUCUCAAGGGAUAUGACCAUCAAUGAAGGAACCAAUGUCACUCUUACUUGUUUGGCGACUGGAAAGCCAGAGCCCUCCAUUUCUUGGCGGCAUAUCUCCCCAUCAGCAAAACCAUUUGAAAAUGGACAAUAUUUGGACAUUUAUGGAAUUACAAGAGACCAGGCUGGGGAGUAUGAGUGCAGUGCGGAAAAUGAUGUGUCAUUCCCAGACGUGAAAAAAGUAAAAAUUGUCGUAAACUUUGCUCCUACGAUUCAGGAAAUUAAAUCUGGCACCGUGACCCCUGGGCGCAGUGGAUUGAUAAGAUGUGAAGGUGCAGGUGUGCCGCCUCCGGCCUUUGAAUGGUACAAAGGAGAGAAGAAGCUCUUCAAUGGCCAACAAGGAAUUAUUAUUCAAAAUUUUAGCACAAGAUCCAUUCUCACUGUUACCAACGUGACACAGGCGCACUUCGGCAACUAUACUUGCGUGGCUGCCAACAAACUAGGCACGACCAAUGCGAGCCUGCCUCUUACCCCUCCAAGUACAGCCCAGUAUGGAAUUACCGGGAGCGCUGACGUUCUUUUCUCCUGCUGGUACCUUGUGUUGACACUGUCCUCUUUCACCAGCAUAUUCUACCUGAAGAAUGCCAUUCUACAAUAAAUUUAAAGACCCAUAAAAGGCUUUUAAGGAUUCUCUGAAAGUGCUGAUGGCUGGAUCCAAUCUGGUACAGUUUGUUAAAAGCAGCGUGGGAUAUAAUCAGCAGUGCUUACAUGGGGAUGAUCGCCUUCUGUAGAAUUGCUCAUUAUGUAAAUACUUUAAUUCUACUCUUUUUUUGAUUAGCUACAUUACCUUGUGAAGCAGUACACAUUGUCCUUUUUUUUAAGACGUGAAAGCUCUGAAAUUACUUUUAGAGGAUAUUAAUUGUGAUUUCAUGUUUGUAAUCUACAACUUUUCAAAAGCAUUCAGUCAUGGUCUGCUAGGUUGCAGGCUGUAGUUUACAAAAACGAAUAUUGCAGUGAAUAUGUGAUUCUUUAAGGCUGCAAUACAAGCAUUCAGUUCCCUGUUUCAAGAAGAGUCGAUCCACAUUUACAAAGACGCAUUUUUUUUCCUUUUUGAUAAAAAAAGCAAAUAAUUUUGCCUUCAGAUCAUUUCUUCAAAAUAUAACACAUAUCUAGAUUUUUCUGCUCGCAUGAUAUUCAGGUUUUCAGGAAUGAGCCUUGUAAUAUAACUGGCUGUGCAGAUCUGCUUCUCUUUCCUGUAAGUUCAGCAUGGGUGUGCCUUCAUAUAAUAAUAUUUUUCUCCUCGUCUCCAAUGAAUAUAAAAUGUUUGCUAAAUGCUGAAAUUGGAAGCAAAAAUAAACCACAACAAUAGAAUGAAACUAUAUCCUAUCUCUAAAGAAUGAAGAAGCUAUUGGACUGUAAAAAUCUCUUCCCUCAUUACCAGUGGUGUUUGAGAAUUUUGACCCACAAUAACUCAGUUUUUGUAAUGAGAAACAACUUAACAUAGCACAGGUAAAUUUACCAUAUGAUUUCUUUAGUUGUAGCUCAAUGUCACAUCCACUUUGGGAAAUGAUUCCCUUUAAAAUGACAGCACAGACCAUUCAAGGGAUAGCCCAACAAUAUAGCACCUUUACCUUUCACUAUUCCAAACCAAAAUCUUUAAGAUGGUUUGUUAGAAAGGACACAAAAUCCUAUCAUCUACUAUCACAUGAGUUGGUAAGUGCUCACAAUUUAUUUGGUUCUCUGGCCGGUAAGUUAGUAUGACAGAGAUAGUGCUCCUGUGGACAGGAGGAUUUUGCAUAGAUUCUUUCUGAAAGUAUCACUCAGUUGAUAGUUUGGAAUAUAUGUUGUACAAAACCAUGUUCCAAAUUAUAUUUCAAUAAAUAUUAUAUGCUGUUAUGCAGCAGAUUAAUCCCUGAAAUAACUAAUUCUGCAAUAAAAUGAUUCUUUAUAGCCAUUUCAGCUUAAACAA